AUGCUGCUGAUGACACCCACGACCGACCUCACCGCUCUCUCCUGCACACUCGUUCACUUUGGGGGUAACCGCAAUCCCAUCAUGUCAGACUCGGCCUAUACCACAAAGGGCCUCCCGCCCGCGCCGGCCGUAUCCAUGACAACCAUGGCCAUGGUCGGCCUCCUCGUCGACGUCUUUGGGCUCGACGAGCUGCCUGAACCCAGCGACGACGCGCCGGUGACGUGUCUCUGGCUCCUUCACCCGCGGACCCGAACCCGGGCACGGAUGCACGACGUGGCGCGGCGCGCGGUCCACGCAUGGAACACACAUCAGUCGCAGAGCCAGACGCAGCAGUCACGGCGGGGCCUGGUGGCGCUGGCGUUCGACAUGCCCAACCACGGCAGCCGGCUGGUCAGCGACACGGCCAACAAGACGUGGAAGGGGGGCAACGAGCGGCACGCCAUCGACAUGGCGGGCAUCGUCAGGGCUGCGCGCGGCGACAUGAGCGGCCUCAUGGACCUCGUGGGUGGGUACCUGGGCAGGGAGGUGGACGCGCACGUUGCCCUGGGCUGGAGCCUGGGGGGGCAUGCGGCGUGGCAGGCCGUCUUUGGCGAGGAGAGGUUGGAUGCGGUGGUGGUGGUGGUGGGAUGUCCCGACUAUCUGGGACUCAUGACCCAUCGCGCCCAAAACGCCGACCUCGACACGGGUUCCUCCCCUCUCCUGGGCAGCAAGUACUUCCCCCCCGACCUCAUCGCCUCCUGCAACGCCCACGACCCGCGCGCCAUACUCUUCGGCGCCACCUCCCCGCCCCCGCUGCCGACGCCCCCGCUGCCGGCGGCGGAGCAGGCCCGGCUGCGCGCCAUCCUGGACGCGCGCGGGCUCCGCGGCAAGCGGGUCCUGGUGUGCUCGGGCGCCGACGACGCGCUGGUGCCGUACGCGCGGUCGGCGCCGCUGCUGGCGGUGCUGGCGGACGCGGCGGGCGGGUGGUACCGCGAUGCCGGGCUGGUGCUCGAGGAUCGCGUGUACGAGGGCGUGGGCCAUCGGUUCAGCGCCGAUAUGGUGAGGGAUGCGGUCGCGUUCCUGGUCGGGGCGGUUGCUGAGGGGCCCAGGGGGGAGGAGGGAGGAGCAGAUGAAGGGGAGAGGAAGGCGAGGAUUUGA
Molecule: messenger RNA, 1137 nt
Organism: Hirsutella rhossiliensis
Lineage: Eukaryota; Fungi; Ascomycota; Sordariomycetes; Hypocreales; Ophiocordycipitaceae
Product: alpha/beta-Hydrolase
Exons: 2
Coding region: 1-1137 (378 amino acids)
Source: RefSeq, a predicted model, not a curated record